CUGAGGCUGUUGCCAUGGGCACGGAGCCGGCUGCGGGCUGCGAGGGAAUGGCGGCUGUCACCGGUUUACAGUGAGCUGCUGAGCGUGGCCUAUCACACCCCAUCCCCGGCUCGGCCAAUCCCCGGCGAGCGGCGGGGCGGGACCCUGCAUCUUGCUCCGUGUGGAAAAGACGGUUUCGGGUGCAAAAGUUUGUAUUAUUUUCCUCCUCCGGACGUCAGAGAUGCCCAGUGAGGGAGAAGCCUCCGCCGCCGCCGGUCCCCGGUCCUCCCUCUACCCGUCGCCGAUCCGCGGCCUCCUGCAGCCGCCGGGCCACCCCGUCGCUCUCUGGGAGACGCCGCUCUGACCUUUGGACCCCGCAUUCGGAUCGGUGAGAGAUCCCGGGCGGCCGCCGCGAUGUGGAGCUCCAGCCGGGUGCGGCUGCUGUGCAUGCUCGGCCUGACCUUCGUCUUCUUCGUGGUGGAGGUUGUGGUGAGCCGGAUCACGGGCUCCCUGGCGAUGCUCUCCGACUCCUUCCACAUGCUGUCCGAUGUCAUCGCGCUGGUGGUCGGCCUGAUCGCCGUGCGAUUCGCCCAGAAGACCCGAUCGACCGACAAGAACACGUUCGGCUGGAUACGGGCUGGGGUGAUGGGGGCCCUGGUCAACGCCAUCUUCCUCACCGCUCUCUGUUUCACCAUCGUAUUGGAGGCUGUCGAGCGCUUCACCGAGCCGCAGGCCAUCGAGCAGCCGUUGGUGGUGAUCGGGGUUGGAGCCGGUGGGCUGCUCAUCAACCUCAUCGGGCUGUGCAUGUUCCGGGACAGCGCAGGGGCCGGCCACGGACACUCUCACGGAGGCGGAUCUGGCCACGGACACUCACAUGGACCGAAGAAGGCGCACCGGAGCCGGGAACGGGCGGCCGGAGAUGGGGCAGCCCUGGACCGGGAGGAGACCAACAAUCUGGUGGAGAACUACGCCGACCCCAACGUCUCCGGGGUGGAGGUGGUGCCCGGGAAGCACGGGGAUGCGGUCAGGAGCUUGGCCGACACUCACUAUGUCCACAAUGCUUUGGUAGAGACCCCAAUAGAAGAGCGGUUGAAUGGCGACAUUGUCCAAAAUAGUGUGACAGAAAUACAUGAGGAUGGUACUCAACUGAACAUGCGAGGAGUCUUCCUACACGUGCUUGGUGAUGCCUUGGGCUCUGUUAUUGUAGUUUUUAAUGCUUUAGUUUUUUAUUUUGUCUUCAACCCUUGUCCAUCUGAGGACAAUUGCAUCAACCCGUGUGUUCAUGACCAUUGCGCCGACCAUGCGGAGGUAAAUCAUACCUCUCCAGCUCUGAACAGCAGCGCAGAACAACCGGAAAUAAAGAUUGCAGGACCUUGCUGGGUAUUGUAUCUAGAUCCCUCUUUAUGUGUUAUAAUGGUAUGCAUAUUGCUAUAUACAACAUAUCCACUUCUCAAGGAGUCUGCACUCAUACUUCUCCAAACUGUUCCUAAACAAAUUGAUAUUUACUCCUUAAAACAAAAGCUCGGGAACCUGGAAGGUGUCGAAGCCGUUCACGAGCUGCACAUCUGGCAGUUGGCUGAAAGCCGAAUCAUAGCCACGGCACACAUAAAAUGCCAUGAUCCCACCGCUUAUAUGGAUGUGGCCAAGCGUAUUAAAGACUUCUUCCAUGAUGAAGGAAUCCAUGCUACAACUAUCCAACCUGAAUUUUCCAGUGUGGAAUCUGAGUCUAGAAUUUCUCUCUGUGAACUGUCCUGCAGAACUCAGUGCGCCCCAAAGCAGUGCUGUGGGAGCUCGGAAAAGAAUGCUUUGGGGAAAAAGUCUGGCUGUGGAGCAGCAGCCUUAGGAAUGAUUAGUGAAUCUCCUGAGCAUAAAACCAAGAGAACUAAUGCUUCUGAGAAGCCUAUUAAUGAACUGAAGAUAGAUGUGGACUCUACUGUUUGAAUAGCUCCAGCAUUUAAGAAGAUAACAACAUCAAAAUGAUGGUUCGAGCUGGGGGAAGACUCAUUGACGUUGAUCCCUAGUAAUUUAUUUCCUGAACUCAGUUUGGCAAUAUUGAUUAGCACGACUGUAGAGAAAUAGAUUAGUUUCAGGAUGCUUUAUGUUAAAAAUUCCACUUUUUGCAACUAAAAUGUUUGUGUAGUCUUUGAUUCUGUAGAUAGUCUUCAAUUUGUCAAUGUUACAUUUUAUUUUUCUUUUAUUGGCCAAAACAUUUUAUUGAAACAGCGUUUGCAACAA
This is a messenger RNA of Pseudophryne corroboree (corroboree frog), 2214 nucleotides long. It is a transcript of the gene SLC30A1, whose product is annotated as solute carrier family 30 member 1. The transcript is spliced from 3 exons. The coding region runs from base 394 to 1920 and encodes 508 amino acids. Gene Ontology annotation, cellular component: endoplasmic reticulum; membrane; Golgi apparatus. The record is from RefSeq and is a predicted model, not a curated record. Gene Ontology annotation, molecular function: calcium channel inhibitor activity; zinc ion transmembrane transporter activity. Lineage: Eukaryota; Metazoa; Chordata; Amphibia; Anura; Myobatrachidae. Gene Ontology annotation, biological process: detoxification of zinc ion; zinc ion transmembrane transport; intracellular zinc ion homeostasis.